Messenger RNA from Penicillium taxi, 687 nucleotides. RefSeq lists its product as uncharacterized. The record is from RefSeq and is a predicted model, not a curated record. NCBI's taxonomy places the organism in Eukaryota, Fungi, Ascomycota, Eurotiomycetes, Eurotiales, Aspergillaceae. The coding region runs from base 1 to 687 and encodes 228 amino acids. The transcript has 2 exons.
AUGAUUCGAAUGGGCAUCACUGGACUCAUGACGGAGAUAGAGCGCAGAAAGAUCAAGUUGUUUAUGGGGACUACCCUAGAAUUCCAGUCUGGCCCGCAUAUAAACUCCCGAAAAGAGCCCGAUCUGUUUAUGAGGCCUAGGCUGGUUGUAGACAGUUUGCCAAGCGUGGUCUUUGAAGUCAGAUGGUCAGAGUCCCACAAGAAACUGAAGGAAGACGUGUAUUUGCUUCUCACGGGUGGGGACGACUCCAUUAAUGUCGUGGUGGUGGUGAAAUGGACAAAACACAGGCCCAGUCAGCGAGUGCACGGAUUUGCGGACGUAUAUGUACGAGACGUAUUCGGCAUUCCUGUGCUACGACAGCACGAGGUCAUUUUCCCUGCUCCGCUUGUUCCCUCCGUUCCUGUGCUCAAUUUACCUGUUCUGCUUGUUCCCGCCCCCAUUGUGCCUACAGAGCCAACUCAUCGAAUAGCCACGCGCAGCAGCACGCGUCCUCCGCCUUCUCCACCUCUCCCGACUGGGGGUCCGCAACGCUUAAUAUUCAGUCAUGAGGAGGUAUUUGGGCCAACAUUCCUACAAGAUCCAGCUCGUAAUGGACCCCCUCCUGCGACAAUUGACCUCGACAUCAACCUUCUGCGAGAGUUUGCCUCUGAAUGUCUACAGGAAAUAAACCUCCAGCCGGCAGUCUAG